Manihot esculenta (cassava) is the source of this 1838-nucleotide messenger RNA. RefSeq names its product WD repeat-containing protein 76. Gene Ontology annotation, biological process: regulation of DNA damage checkpoint. Gene Ontology annotation, cellular component: nucleus. The record is from RefSeq and is a predicted model, not a curated record. NCBI's taxonomy places the organism in Eukaryota, Viridiplantae, Streptophyta, Magnoliopsida, Malpighiales, Euphorbiaceae. The transcript is spliced from 5 exons. Gene Ontology annotation, molecular function: protein binding; DNA binding. Bases 70 to 1605 code for a protein of 511 amino acids.
ACAUAAUAAACCACAGCCACCGCCACAACCACAACCACCACUACCAGAACCCUCUCUCUGCCGGCAUACAUGGCGCCUUCAAAACUAACGGAAUACGAGAAGAAGCGACUCGAAAACAUUCGUAGGAAUGACGAAAUGAUGGCCGCCCUCAAGAUUCACUCCACCGCCUCUCAACUCUCUGCCGCUACCAAACGCCAAAGAGUUGGAGCAUCCAAAUCCUAUAAAUUGAGCCCAGAGAAGAAAAAAGCCAAAUCCGAGUCUCCGAUUGUUAUUCGGCGGUCGCUACGUACAAGAGGAAUGCCGCCUGAUUCAGGAGGUUUAGAUGGGUUUUCUGUUGAGACCCCCGAUAGAACUCCCAAGUCAAUCAGUCCACAAAAGCCUUCGCCGCGUGUUAUGGGACCGCUUAGUACGAGGGAUGCCUACAGCGGAGAAGGUUCUGAUCGAGCUCUAAUAGACACGAUUCUGUCUCUUGAAAAGAAACCCCAGUUGGGUGUUCCAAUUAAAAAGGAACUUGAUAGAGGUGAGGUUGUAAAGAUGGAGCAAAGUGAUGGAAUUUUGCAUGAUUCGGUUAAGGGUGUGGUUAAAGAUUUGCAUUUGGACUGUGAUAUUAAGAUAGAGAAAAAGGAAACUGAGAGUUGUGUUGAUUUCUGGUCAAUGAACUUGAAAACGGAGAAUAUUGCAAGACUUGUGCCAGGGAGGAUAAUGGCAGUGAGAUUUUUUCCUUGCAAUGAUGUGAGGAUGGUUGUGGCAGGGAACAAAUUCGGUAACGUUGCUUUUUGGAAUAUGGAUAGUAAAGGGGAGGAAGGGGAUGGGAUAUUUUUGUAUCACCACCACACUGGGCCCAUUUCAGGGAUUUUGUUUCAGCAAUCUUGUUUGUCCAAGAUCUACACCAGCUGCUAUGAUGGCUUUCUUCGGUUGAUGAAUGCUGAGAAGGAAGUAUUUGAUCUGGUAUACUCCAGUGAUGAUGCUAUAUUUUCACUCUCCCAACAACCAAAUAAUGUGCAUAGCUUAUAUUUUGGUGAAGGUCGUGGUGGAGGAUUGAAUAGCUGGGAUGAGAGGACAGGAAGAUUUUCUUCCCAGUGGAUUCUGCAUGCAGACAGAAUCAAUUCCAUAGAUUUCAAUUCUCAGAACCCUAACAUUAUGGCCACUAGUUCCACGGAUGGGACUGCUUGUCUCUGGGAUUUGAGAAGUGUGAAUGCAGAUAAACCCAAAAGUUUGAAGAUACUAAACCAUAAUAGGGCUGUGCAUUCUGCUUACUUCUCACCUUCUGGAAGCUUCCUAGCAACAACAAGCGCUGACAACUCUGUUGGUGUACUAGGUGGUGUUAAUUUUGAGGAUUCUUCUAUGAUAUACCAUAAUAAUCAAACAGGCAGAUGGCUUUCUUCUUUCAGAGGAAUAUGGGGUUGGGAUGAUUCAUCUAUCUUCAUUGGCAAUAUGAAACGAGGAGUAGAUGUUAUCUCUCCCUCACAAAGAAGAACAAUUUUAACUCUACAGAGUCCAGACAUGUCUGCUAUUCCAUGCAGAUUUGACGCACACCCUUGCAAGGUUGGAAUGUUAGCAGGAGCAACCAGUGGAGGCCAGGUUUACGUCUGGACUUCAAGCUAGGAGUUAGUUACUUUGUCUAUGGGUCUCAAUUACUUUGUAUGCUGUAGUGUAAAUGCAUCGAGGGCAGCAAGUUAAACUGAUGCAAAUGACCAUACGCAACUUUGUCAUGGUUGAGUCACUACACUGUCCUAGCAUCCAACGCUUUUCUCUAUUGGUUUUAUGCUCCAAAUUCCAAAUGGUCAUUAGACAUUCUCCAGAUAUUGACUAAAACAUAGUGCGAGUUUGGAUUUCUA